This is a messenger RNA of Paramacrobiotus metropolitanus, 2917 nucleotides long. Its product is annotated as kinesin light chain 1-like. The coding region runs from base 398 to 2050 and encodes 550 amino acids. The transcript is spliced from 14 exons. Gene Ontology annotation, cellular component: membrane-bounded organelle; kinesin complex; cytoplasm. The record is from RefSeq and is a predicted model, not a curated record. Gene Ontology annotation, molecular function: kinesin binding. Gene Ontology annotation, biological process: microtubule-based movement. NCBI's taxonomy places the organism in Eukaryota, Metazoa, Tardigrada, Eutardigrada, Parachela, Macrobiotidae.
GACUGCUCCACAUUCAAACGCAGCAUCUGUUCUCCAGAUACUCGCCCGCAAGUUCUCCACGCUCUGGAGACUGGAAGAUCUUCUUCCGUAUUCAUAAUUUCACGCUGCGCAGUAAACUGUGUGAUAUUUUGUUUUAUUUAACGUUCUGGACCUAGGAUACAGCUUUCCCCAAUUUGAUUAUAGUAGAAAUGUUGUGUUAUUGUUGCAGUACGGCUGCCACGACACAAAAGAUAGAGUUGACGUUUUGCUCGGAGGAUACUCGUACUGCAGAUCUUUAUCUCUUCUUGCUUCUUGAUAUUUUCCAUAACAAACUGCAGCUUUGGAUUUGCGCCUUCUGGAGACGUUACGCAUGGUGAUGACUGUGCUAUGGUGUGGAUAAUAACCACGUCCUGAUCGAAUGAAGCAAGAAAUGGCAGCGUCCCUUUCCGAGGAGCAGAUCAUUGAUAAAGUGCGCACUUGUUACCAGAGUUUGUUGGCACUGCAUGGCGAGCAUAAAAAUGUCCUGGAGGGUAUGGAAACCACACUUACCGCGAUCAAGCUGGAUGGCGGAAACCAUGUUAUCGAGGAGAAAGCGAAAGUUGUCAAAAGCGGCCUGCAGCAGCUUGAUUCGGGAAUUCAAGACGCGCAGUUUCUGGUGGAGCUAAAGAAGUACAUCGACUUACUGGAGGCUGAAAAAGCGAAAUUUCGGGCGCAAGUCAAACGACUUGUUCAAGAAAAUGCUUGGCUACGGGAGGAAUUAGCCUCAACACAAAAGAAACUCCAGAAUAGUGAACAAAAUGUUGCCCAGCUGGAGUCAGAGAAACAGCAUCUCGAAUUUAUGAACCAGUUGAAGAAGUACGAUGUUGGCGAUUCGAGUGAUCAGCAGAUACCACUGGAGAAGGUCCCCAUUGAUGCAGCUGCCGAUUUGGGAUUUCCUGAUGAUUCGGAAGAGAAUGCUCACAUGCUAGCAUCGACUCCGUCUAGUCAAAUGGCCGCCUCUGCGAAUUCUGGUUAUGAAAUCCCUGCCCGCUUACGGACCUUGCAUAAUUUGGUUAUUCAGUAUGCGCAACAGGGCCGCUAUGAAGUGGCUGUACCGCUGUGUAAACAGGCACUUGAGGAUCUGGAGAAGACCAGUGGCCGUAAUCAUCCGGAUGUCGCCACUAUGUUGAAUAUUCUCGCCCUGGUUUAUCGUGAUCAGAAUAAAUAUAAAGAAGCAGCGCAUCUCCUGAACGAUGCGCUGCAGAUCAGGAAAAAUACCUUGGGGCCGGAGCACCCAGCGGUUGCUGCUACUUUGAAUAAUUUAGCUGUUUUACAUGGAAAGCGAGGGAAAUAUAAAGAAGCCGAACCUCUUUGCAAGGAAGCUUUGGAAAUUAGAGAAAAGGUUUUUGGCAAAGAUCAUCCGGACGUUGCUAAACAGCUGAACAACUUAGCACUUCUGUGUCAAAACCAAAAUAAAUUUGAUGAAGUUGAGCGCUAUUACAAGCGAGCCCUUCAGAUUUAUGAAAGUAAAUAUGGACCUGAUGAUCCGAAUGUUGCUAAGACGAAAAAUCACCUGGCUUCCGCAUAUCUCAAACAAGGAAAGUAUAAAGAAGCGGAAGUUAUAUACAAAGAAAUCCUUAACCGGGUACAUGAACGAGAGUUCGGCGCUUCCACACCGGACAACAAACCCAUCUGGCAAGUUGCCGAAGAGCGCGAAGAAAAGGGUGGAAUGCGAUCCGCUCCAGUUUAUGGUGAUCUCAGUUGGCAAAAGUUUUCCAAGUCCGAAAGCGCAACUGUCUUACCGGCUUUGCGGAGUCUGGCAGCUAUCUACAGAAAAACUGGCAGGCCAGAUGCCGCUUUGACUUUAGAGAACUUGCUUCCGCCUCAAAGACGAGAGGGGGGCGAAAGCAGCGCUACUAAUCGAUUAAGUCAGAUAACGGACAAUGGUCAAGAUGGUGGCGGAUACACGGGAGGCGAUGAGAUAACGCCUCCCGAUUCCCGGCGCUCAUCCAUAUUUUCAGCCGCUUCCGUAACAACGCGUACGGGACCUAGUUUGAAAAGUAAAUUUUUAAAUGCUUUUGGCCUUCAUUAAAGAUUAACAGAUGAAAAUGGAUAGAUUUAGCCGUGUAUAGAGAAUUGCUGAUUAAAUUGUUGUUCACUUCUGCUGUCUUUCCGCAUACGCGGCCUUGUUUCCAGAAUUUUAUCCUUAUUGUUCAACUGUACGUUACCGUUCCACGGAAGUGCAUGAUUUAUUCUGUUUUGGUCCUUGGAAAAUUGGUUGCUGAUUUGAAUGCUGUAUAAGUUUAUUUAUUUGUAAAUUUUGUGUUUUUUAUACAGUUAUUAUGUGCUGUGAGUUUGUGUCGUUUGGUUGUUGUUUUAAUAACAUCGGACGAUUCUGAGCACCACGCAUUCUCUUUGUAAUUGCACCAACAGCAAACGGGAUUCGUUGUUACCUUUUCCAAGCUCUCAGGUUCUAUUUUUAUUUUGUUUAUCGUAAUUUGUAUAUCAGCAACUGUAGUCCAAUAAGCACAUGAAGGAUUUUCUUUUUUACUGUUUGUGUGUACGAUUAAACUGUAAAAGGGUUGAGUUUCGCUCAUGUUUUUCUGAAUUUUCACCGUUAGCCGGAUUAAGCGCUGCACGAUGAGACAACAUAUUUUCAAGUGUAUUUAUGACCGAAAGCUAACCUUUUUUAUGUUGCAAAGCAGCGUUUAUACUUUAUACUUUCUGUUUUGAAUUUAAUGCAUUUUGGUUAAUAACAGUAAGUAAUGCGUUGCUGAAACGUUCACUGGUUCAUUUCAGUGUAGAUUUUUUUUGUGGAUGAACGAAAAUUAUGCAGUAAGAAAAUUUUCGGCAACGUGUUGGCAACAAAGGCGGGGUUAUAUGUUAACGUUUAGUCAGAUACAGUUUAAUCACGGCGUCAGUGUAAAUGUAAAGUAACUGCAGAUUAUAAUUUACACAA